Cajanus cajan (pigeon pea) is the source of this 1846-nucleotide messenger RNA. Its product is annotated as desmethyl-deoxy-podophyllotoxin synthase. Gene Ontology annotation, molecular function: oxidoreductase activity, acting on paired donors, with incorporation or reduction of molecular oxygen; iron ion binding; monooxygenase activity. NCBI's taxonomy places the organism in Eukaryota, Viridiplantae, Streptophyta, Magnoliopsida, Fabales, Fabaceae. The record is from RefSeq and is a predicted model, not a curated record.
CUAAUCGGCAACCUGCCAACACCUGCAAUUAUUGUUUGAGUUUGGAACGUUGGAUUCCUCACCAAUCAAUUCCAAUCCACUUGUGAAAAAGACAGCCCAAUAUUCAUUUAAUUUUUAUUUAUUUUUCAAAAAAAAUGUUGCCCUCUUCCUAUUCAACAAAUGUCCACCUUAAGAAUUCUGAAAUCAGAUUAACGAGUUGGUAGUUUGUUUUCCCACACAACCAUGGAUUUUGGCCACCAAAAUAUUCCCUCACUUGCAAUCUUUCUCUUCUUGUUCACAGUGUUUAGCAUAUUUUGGAGAUCAAAAACCAAGCCUUCAAAGUUGCCACCAGGACCCCCAAAACUGCCUCUUAUAGGAAACUUGCACCAGCUUGGUUCAAUGCCUCAUCAUGGCCUAGCAAAACUUUCACACCAAUAUGGUCCUCUCAUGCACAUAAAACUUGGUUCACUUUCCACCAUAGUGGUGUCUUCCCCUGAAAUGGCCAAGGAAGUGAUGAAGACACAUGACAUCAUUUUUGCAAAUAGGCCUUACCUUCUGGCUGUUGAUGUCAUAUCUUAUGGCACCAAGGGCAUUAGCUUUUCCCCUUAUGGAAGCUAUUGGAGGCAGAUGAGAAAGAUUUGCACCUUUGAGCUGCUAACUUCAAAGCGUGUUGAAUCAUUUCAAUCAAUUAGGGAAGAGGAGGCAUCAAACCUUGUUAAAGAGAUAGGUUUGAGUGAAGGGUCAUCCAUCAAUCUUAGUAAGAUGAUCAAUUCCUGUUCCUACGGCUUAACAUCACGUGUAGCCUUUGGAGGCAAAUCCAAAGAUCAAGAAGCUUUCAUAGCUGUUAUGAAAGAUGUGUUGAAAGUUGUUUCUGGUUUCUCCCUAGUUGACAUGUAUCCAAUUAGAGGGUUUGAAGUUUUGACAGGAUUCAGGUCCAAAGUAGAGAAGCUGCAUCAAGAAGUGGAUAGGAUUCUUGAGAAAAUUGUGAGAGAUCACAGGGAGACAAGUUCAGAAACUAAGGAAAACAUUGAAAAAACAGGUGAGGAUCUAGUUGAUGUCCUGCUAAAGCUUCAGAAACAGAACAACCUUGAGCAUCCUCUGUCUGACAACGUUAUCAAAGCAACCAUUUUGGAUAUCUUCAGUGCUGGAAGUGGUACAUCAGCUAAAACCUUAGAGUGGGCAAUGUCAGAACUUGUCAAAAACCCAAAAAUAAUGGAGAAAGCACAAGCUGAGGUAAGAAGGGUCUAUGGUGAAAAAGGGCAUGUAGAAGAAGCUAACCUCCAUGAUCUCAAGUACUUAAAGUCAGUGAUCAAAGAAACAUUGCGACUACACAUUCCUGUUCCAUUUUUACUACCAAGGGAAUGUAGUGAGAGAUGUGAAAUUAGUGGUUAUGAAAUACCAGCCAAGACUAAGGUUAUUAUUAAUGGUUGGGCUAUUGGAAGGGAUCCAAACUAUUGGGUUGAAGCUGAGAAGUUUUGUCCAGAAAGGUUCCUUGAUAGCUCAGUUGAUUACAAAGGUGCAGAUUUUCAGUUUAUUCCAUUUGGUGCUGGAAGGAGGAUGUGUCCAGGAAGUGCAUUUGGCACUGCUAAUGUUGAACUCUUUCUGGCAAAUUUGCUUUUCCAUUUUGAUUGGAAGAUGCUCAAUGGGGACAAGCCUGAAGAACUUGACAUGACUGAAUCAUUUGGCUUGUCUGUUAGAAGAAAACAUGAUUUGUACUUGAUUCCUAGCAUGUACUUAUCUGCUAACUAAAACCAAUAUCUAGGAACUCUUGUGUAUGCUCUCAUUCACUGGAUGUUACUAUUGUUGAGGUAAACCUGGAAGGAGGAAUCAAAAUAUCCGGAUCCUCUCAUGCUUGUUUUUGUCUCCA